GCAAUUAAGUUACUCAAGACGACUGUUGUUUGUCUUGCAGGCACCAGCCAGCUGAAACACAUGCUCCUGAGGGAGGUGGACACCAUCUUCGAGUGUAAACUGUGCCGCAGUCUGUUCAGGGGCUUGCCGAACCUCAUCACACACAAGGAGUACUACUGCCUAUCCCGGCUGCCUGAACCCGACGGUUCAUCAGGAGACGACAGGCAGAGUGUAGCCAUGAAGGAUUUGUUAGACGCCAUUUAUCCCCGAGCCGACCGGCCGGACUACGUGAUGCGACUGGAGCCAAUUCAGACCACGAACAAGGCGGUGUUCCAGUACAUCACCACAGAGGAGGAGCUGGCCAGAUACCCUUCACACACACCCAGUGCCAGAGAGAGUCCUGUAGCCUGGGAAGGAGAACCAGUGGAGGGUGUGGACAACAACCAGGCGAGCCAGCCAGGCGGACCAGAGAGCCACAGCAGCCCAGGACCCAACCAGGGACAGAGGAGGUGGGAGCCCGAGGAGGAGGCUAAAGAGGAGCAGCCACCGCCUGAAGACGAGGGGUCCAACAGCGGGGUUGAGGACGUGACAAUCUCAUGUUGUCUUUGCGGCCAAGACUUCAACUCGCGUCGCAGCAUCAGGCGUCACUGUCGCAAAAUGCACCAGACAAAACUGGAGGAGCUCAGAAAGUUCACAGAGACACGCACAGUUCCAACAAGCCUGCUCUCUAUGGUGAAAGGUCGCCCGAGGACUCUCAGCACACCGACCGGAAAAUCCUGCCCAGUGUGCCUCAAAACCUUCGCCACCAAAGCCAACGUACGCCGCCACUUCGACGAGGUGCAUCGCGGUCUGCGGAGGGACGCCAUCACGCCCAGCAUCGCCUCGCGACCCGGCCAGCCCUUCACGCUGGAAGUCACGCCUCCCAGGAAGAGCAACAACGCGUCUCCAACACGAGCCCAAAGCUCCAAGUCCACCCCCGUGAACUCUAAAACACCUCCUUCAAACCAAAACCAAGCCAAACCUCAGACUCAGCCCCCGGCCACUCCACCGACGAACUCCACCUCAUGCCGCUGCACACUCUGCAAGAGGAACUACAGCUCUCAGCUCAUGUUGAAGAGACACAUGCGUAUCGUCCACAAGAUAUACAGCAUCAAAAGUAACAGGUCUGCACCCACGCCGACCCCGACUACUGCAGCAGCCACCACCAAUAACAAUAACAGCACCGUGGCUCCCAGCAACAAUGUGAGAGUGAAGGAGGAAGCAGUGGAGCCCUCAGACGAGGAGGAGGAGGAGGAGGAGGAGGAGGAAGACAUUGACAGUAGUCCAGCCCCGUCUCCGUCUCCUAGCGACAGCACUGGGGCAGCUAAAGGAGUUUCUGUGGUCCAAAAUGCCAUGAAGGUGAAGGAAGAGGAGCCGCCGUCAGGCCCAAAGAUGGCGCCAUCCUUGCCGCCGCCGCCGCCGCCGCCAUCGUCUUCAUCGUCCUCCCGCGGCAGCAACGUGUGCAGCGGUGGCGUAGCCGCCAAAAUGACCAAACUGUCAGUGGGCUUUGACUUCAAGCAGCUCUUCUGCAAACUGUGCAAGCGACAGUUCAGCUCGCGUCAGAACUUAACGAAGCACAUUGAGCUGCACACGGACGGCAACGACAUCUUCAUCAAGUUCUACCGCUGCCCUCUCUGCCGCUACGAGUCUCGCCGCAAACGCGACGUCCUGCGCCACGUGACUGUCGUGCACAAGAAGUCGUCCGCCUACUUGGCCAAGAUCAUGCCCAAGCUAGAGAGCAGAGCGGUGAAGAGGCUCGCGGAGGUCGUCCUCAACAGCACAAACAAGAGGACGAGCGGCAGCAGCAGCAGCAGCAGCGUCAAAGAGGAAGUGAACGGACGCCACGCCUCUUCCUCGCCCUCCUCCUCUCCCUCGCCUCCCGUCACCCGCAAGCAGGAGUGCUCCACAACUGCUUCGACCGCCUCUUCGGCCUCCUCCUCGUCCUCGUCCUCCUCGUCCUCCACCUCCGUCCCUCCUCCUGCCCCCGUGACCCGGAAACAGCAGGAAGUCUCAUCGCCAGUCUUCACGCCAUCGCCUCCCAUCACCCGUAAGCAGGAGAGACAGCAGACCCACCAGCACCGGCCCGUCAGUCCGCCGCUCCCCCGCCGCAGCGAAAAACACUCCCAUCAGCGAAGCUCUUCCUCGUCCGCCGCUCCCUCCGGCAGCCAGACGCCACACACCCGGCGGCACGACACCCAAUCAGAGAGCAGCACAGCCACAUCCUCCACUGAAGUCAGGGUGACCAAGAAUUUCUCCCUUCACGCCUGUGACCAGUGUGGACGGGCCUUUGCCAAGAAGCUGUACCUGGAGUCUCACAAGCGAAGCCACCGCAACGCAGCGACGGCGGCAGCCAGCAGGAGGAAAGGAGUCAGCACUCGCUCCAAAUCCCUGGUCUGGUGAAACACAUUGUAAGAACACAAGAGAGUUUACCUGCAGUACAAAGACUCUCCCUCUUCGUUCGCGCCUGUUCCUCAUCCCCUCCGUUUGUUUGUUUUCUCUCUCCACUGCCGCUGUGUAUUCACAAACCACAAAGACAAGCUGCCGUGUGGUGUGCACUUGAGCAAAUUUGCGAAGCUCUGUGAUUUCAGUUUCUUUUUUUGCCAAGAGGGGAGUUUGUGUUUGUUUGCGUAGCAGACCACUCCCCAGGCGGCGAUGAGAAACCACCGUCAUAUUCUCCUGCCUUUAAUUGACCGCUCGGCACAUUUACCAGCUGUUUCCUGAAUCCCCCUCCUCUCGCUUAUUCCUCCCUGCUCAUUAGAAAUCCUCUCUUUUUGUUUAACUGUUGUUAUUUUUCUGCCUCUUCUUAACUCUUUCUUACGUCUCUCUUGAUCCUUUUGUCUCACAUAUUGUGUCCUUUUGUUCGCCUUGCCACCUCUCCCCUUCCCCUCUCCUCUCAGGCCGCUGGGGAUAAACGACGAGCGAGCCGCUAACAAUGACAAAGCAAAUCGAAACGUUCAACUGGAAAAAAAAAUAAUGGAGGAACGGACGGAGCAAGCGCAGGGACGAGAUGACGGGAAAAUGAAGGAAACAAACAAAAAAGGAACAAUGGAUCCCGAUAGAGGAGUGAAGUACAAAGGAUUUUAUUUUCCACCUUUUCGCUUAAGAGCCAAAAAUAUCGUCGUGACAUUCUUGUAUAGUUCCAUGAUGAAGCCAGCCAGCCCGCCGGGUUGUGGCGCUGCUAUCCACACGGAGACUGUAGUGACAGAAGAGGAUUCACUACUGCUGUAUAUAUCUGUAUUUACUUCUGUGAAUAUGGAUGCAUAUGCAGAUGACGGAGUCGUACUGCUUUUGGUGAACCGCCUUUAGCAAAGAGGGUGAAGGUAGUGUGUGAAAGUCUAAGAGUGUGUGUGUGUGUGUGUGAAUGAGAGAAUGUGGACCGGACAGUAAACAGAGAAAAGCAGAAUUUGACCCUUGCAAUCCCACACAGAUACACAAAAACGUGUCCGGGGCCCUCAGCUAUUACAGAAGCAUCUCAAAUCAGUUUGUUUUUAACUCACAUGUAUGUUCACACUUUAAAUUCUGCAAACAUACAAACGACUGUAGACAACCAGUUGCGUGAAAAUGCAUUUUCAUCUCCUUCACCGUCACUUCCACGGCGAUUGGACCACUGUUGUGCCCUGCUGGCUGAACGUUUCCACUCGUAAUCCUUCACAAGGCUCGAUUCUUGCUUUAGAAUUGAAAAUCAACUUUUUUUUCACGUGUGAAUGUCGCCUGUUGAUACGGAAAAGCAAACAGAGUCCCACUUACGUUCGUUCAGCGUUUGAGUUUCCCAUUAGAGGUUUAGGUGAAUUAUAGGGUCAAAAAGAAGGCAAAUACCUGUUGUUAUUUUGCAAUUCUCUUCUUGUAUUACCACUUUUAUCAAUUUACAGUAGCGGAUUUCUCACAUUUCCGCCUUCUCUGCUCAGAAUGAUUGCAACGGGCGUUUCCUUUAUCUUCACAAUCCCCCCUUUUCACCUCCAUACAGACGCUUAUCCUCCUCAAUAACAUCCUGGUUGUAAGAGAACCAUAAGAACCAUCAUCCAAAUGCCAGUUACGAUGAUGUGAAGCUAACUUAUUGUGAUAGUGUUCUAAUAGAACACUUUAACAAAUGCUUCAUGCUAAUAGAUAAAAAGGAAAAACAUCAGCUUUGCAUUAAGAAGAUAACAGCUCAGCGGGGUUGUUAACUCGAAGGUGUUCUGCCAAAGGCGCCUCAUUCAAACCAUCAAAUUAACACUAUUAUUACCCCCUAUAUGGUAGAUUACUUGUGUUAAUGUAUGAGAAUCAAAUUUCGAGUGAGAAGGAGAGACUGAACUGCACAUAACGUGAGGUGAAAUGUGCGUUUCAAUGGAGGUGGCAGCAGGGCAUCGUUGGUGUUACAGCAACAGCCACUCUGCCUUAGAGAACAUUCACUGGAUGACUUUAUUUUGUGACCAUCUCAUUAGUUACUGUACAUGUGCUAUACUUAUUGCUGUGAUUCUUUGGGCCACUUCAGAAAUCAGCUUUAGUGCCUAAGCAGCAGGUGUAACAGCAGUUUGGGAAUCCACUGUUGGGAGACGAUAACGUGGAAAAACGAAAGCUGAAAAGCAAAACUGUUCGUUCUAAACGUUCUAAAAGUUUACAUUAAACUUUUCGUUUAGUUAACAAAAAAAAAAAAAACGUAGGAGCUUACUCAGAUUAACUUUGUGAACUUUACUUUCCAUUCUUACCUGUAUGUAUUACCCAUUUUUGGACUAAACGCUGCAUCAGUUCCAUUCAAAACAUGCUUUCGUGUAAACUUAAAAGGGGGAUGGUGUGUAUUUGUUUGCUCCUGAAGGUAGUCUUCGAAACACUGGCACAUGUAAGAGUUGUAAGGACUGAGGAAGACCAAAUGUAGAUAUGUCUUAAUGUUCAAACAGAAAGCCAUGAAAUGGAACAAAACCAGACAAAAAAAGGAAAGACCAAACUUUAUUUUUAUAACUGAAAAACGCUAGUGCAGCAAGGUCUUGACAACAUGUAUAUAUGGAUUCAUCCUGCACGGAUGGUAUAAAUAAUAGUUAUAUUAGUCAGGAUAGUUAUUGACUUGUGUUGGUUCACCAUAUGCUUCGAACAUGUCAGACUAGUUACAGCUCUGUCACUGUUUAAUACUGAGGCAAGUUUUGCGUUGUUUCACAAUUAGUUGUCUUAUUUUUGUAUCUUAUUCCAUUUGAAGGAGGACAUGUUUUUGUUGAAAUGUGUCCAGAGGAGUGCUGGAGAGCAGGAAUCAAACCUCAAGAGACUUUUUUGUUUUGUUUUGUUUGCUAAUCUUGCCAUUUCUUUUGUCAUCAGUUGUAAUAUGUUAUUAAGCUCACCUUCUAGAGAACUUGAGAAGAGUUAGAGAAGCCUUUCAGAUGUGACAAGAAUGUUAAAAACCAACCACUUAAUAAAUAAAAAUGUACUGCUUCAAACCUCA
Stegastes partitus (bicolor damselfish) is the source of this 5425-nucleotide messenger RNA. Its product is annotated as zinc finger protein 800-like. The annotation marks the transcript as partial. Lineage: Eukaryota; Metazoa; Chordata; Actinopteri; Pomacentridae. The transcript is spliced from 8 exons. The record is from RefSeq and is a predicted model, not a curated record.